CUUCGUCUUUGUUGUUUCGUACAACUUCAUUUUUGUUGGUCAAAGCAGUUUCAUACAACUUAAAAGUGAAAAACACAGAUAGGUUCAAUGUGUUGGGAUGGAGUAGGACAUCGUCAAAGCAACAACCUGGGACUGGAAGUUGGGGGAAACUGUUGGUUGCCACAUUGCCACCAAAUAUAGGUGUAAGGCAACCGACGGAUAGCCUGGUUCUGGUGAAGAUAUGUGUACGCCUGAAUGCACAUCGUUGUUGCUAUGAAAUGGGCGUUGAGUUGAUCCUUUAGACUGCUAAAUUUAAACCAACCAAGAAAAACAAAAGGGGAUGUUUCCUCCUCUGUCGGGUGUUGUCUAUGCACGUUCUGCUUCCCCUUUCCAAAAUUCCCAGGCCUACAAUUCCUCAUUUCUCGUCCUUCUACUGCUCCUUUCAAGAAGAAAAGACCUGAAAUGGGAUGUGGGAGAUCGAAAGUUGGGAUUGAUGACGGGGAUCGUUUGGUGCCUUCGGGGAUCCGUCCCCUGCUUCGACAUCGGAUACGCAAUAACAUUAGGAUCAGGAAACGACGGAGUGAACACUGCUCCACCCUCUCCACAAUGCAGCUCCUUCCCAAGGGUUGCUUAGAAUCCUCGGAGGAAACUUCUUCCCCCGAUUCUUCACAUACCGACACUCAUGAUCAUCAUCAUCAUGCGGUAGAAGAUAAGAUGGUAGCUGAAGCCAAUUACCACGACAAUGUUGCGAACGUGAAUGGCGUCAACAUUUCAAGUACAACAUUAACGAGUAGUGAAGAAGAAGACAUGACAGAAGACAAGAUGGUGGUGGAGGCAGUGACUGCAGCCAUAGAGGAGGCCAUCUUGGUGGAGGCGGAGGUGGAGCUGGAGGAGGAUGAUUACAUCAUUGAGGUACUUGAAGAAGAAAGAGGAAGUCUCAUCGGCUAUGCAGAGCUCGAUGCCUAUCCUGGCUCUCCAAGUUUUCGAAUCUACUGUAUCUCGUCAAUAUCGGAAGAUGACAUUGAGCAAUCUAAGGAUGAAGAAAAGGAUAAGGACACAACAUCUCAGGGCGGUGAUGGUAAUGCUAAGGAGACUUCAAUCAACAGUAUCAGCGAGGAGGGCGGAGGCACGGGUGGCAAGGGCAAGAGGAGGAACAAGAUGAAGAAGGUUGUGGCAAUAAGAGGCAGGAAAAGGGGGUCAUCAGGGACGGGGAGGCAACAGAGGAAAGUGAUUGGGAAGAAAGUGGGGUCGGGAGGGAUGAGUGUGAAGCAGUUCUUGUCAUUGAACGUUAGAUGCUGCUACAUCCCGACUUGCGCCACCACACAAAUUGAUCAUAGCACUCGUCUCCUUCCCAAGAAUCCCAACACAGCACCCCCACAUCCUUCUUGAUCUUCUUAUACAUGUUCUCCGUUUUGUCACACAUUAUUGUUUCCACAGGGAGGGAAACGCGUUGCACCUCCUGUAGAACCACUUACAUUAACGUUUCCUGUUCAAUAUUUACCAUGUAGAUGCAUGAUCUGCGUGCAUAUGUAUAGGCACCAGGUAGACCCACCCACCACCAGAAAAAGAAAAAAGGCCACAGCCGGCAGUCAAGCUCAUCCCAAGCCCAAGCAUAAUCUCUAGGGACAGCAGAAUUCCAAUUGGCGGAAGGCCUUUUCACCGGCGUCUUUGUACAGUCCUCCUUUCACUAUAUGCCGAGUAUUUACCAGGAAAAGAAAUGCCACAGCAUGAUUUUGUGAUGUUUAGUAGUAUAUGGUUAACUGGGGGAGAACUUUAAGUCAGUGAGGUAGACUUAAUUUCAUUUGUGGAUUGAAAUAUUACAUUGAUCAAACUGACAUAUUAGCAUUUGAA
Messenger RNA from Syzygium oleosum, 1830 nucleotides. RefSeq lists its product as uncharacterized. The record is from RefSeq and is a predicted model, not a curated record. The transcript has 3 exons. NCBI's taxonomy places the organism in Eukaryota, Viridiplantae, Streptophyta, Magnoliopsida, Myrtales, Myrtaceae. The coding region runs from base 442 to 1368 and encodes 308 amino acids.